This is a messenger RNA of Closterium sp. Yama58-4, 276 nucleotides long. The record is from the annotation of a GenBank genome assembly. Lineage: Eukaryota; Viridiplantae; Streptophyta; Zygnematophyceae; Desmidiales; Closteriaceae.
AUGAAGAGAGAAAAGGGGAGGGAGGAGAGGGAGAGCACAUGGUUGAAGAGACUUGAGAGGAGGAGACUGUGUCGUGAGAAACCAGCACGUCAACCCCGCACGCCCCUCCCCCACCACCCCCACCCACUUUCCUCCUCCCCCUCCCCCCCCCCCCCCCCCCCCCCCCCCCCUUCCCCCCCUCCUCACUUUCCCCUCUCCUCCCCCCCCCUUUUUUUUCCUCUGCUUCCCCCCUCCUUUCCCCCCCCCCCCCUCCGCACCCACCCACAUUCAGGAUAG